Molecule: messenger RNA, 483 nt
Organism: Prorocentrum cordatum
Lineage: Eukaryota; Dinophyceae; Prorocentrales; Prorocentraceae
Source: the annotation of a GenBank genome assembly
AUGGAGCGGCUGUCGGUGGUGCACAAGAAGCUGUUCUCUCUGCAGCUGUUCGACGCCUCCGAUCUCCCAGAGGGCUUCCGUGAGGCGCUGGAACAGCAGCGGGCCCACUUGUGCAAGGCCUUGGGCAUCGAGGACGGCUUCGGCGCUGCGGUCGCGAAGAGGCGGUUCGACGCGGAGCUCGACGAGCCGGUGGCGAACGACCAUGCUGAGUGGGAGCGUGGCGGCGUCGGCAUCGACGGAAAGAUCGGGGAGCUCGAGAACGAGUUGGCGGCGGCGGAGGCUGCCCGUGCCGCGGUGGACGCGCAGCUGGUGCAGGCGAAGGUGCGGGCCGCCGACUUGCGGGCCCAACUGGUCUCUGAGGCGUGCGUCGACGAGCUGACGUACCCGCACCUGGCGGCUGGGGUGGCGGUGGCUGGCCAACGGGCGUCGGCUGGGGAGGCGGGGGCAUCGGCGGAUGGGGAUCAGACGGCGGAGCCGGGCUAG